GACGCGUCCGCCUCUUCUAAACACAUGACUUGAAGUACUCCGGCUAGAAAGACAGACGAAUGAACCGUAGCUCUGAAGUUGCGUUUCAUUUAAGAUUUCUUCCAUACAUUUUCCGGUACGGUGCAAAAUGAAGUUCGGUUGUUUAUUCGCGGUGUUGUGUCUCGCAGUCGGGGCGAUUGCAGGAAAGUAUUCUAGAGAAAUGAACGACCAGAAACCGUCCAUGGACGGCAAGAACACGGUGGAAUUUAGGAUAGCUAAACUCAACCAGGUUGAUCCUGGCUAAGUAUGGGAUGGAUGGGAAGAAGGACACCAGACCUCUAGAAUCUAACAACCUGAAGGACCAUGACUUCAGACAAGGAGACAUGUUUGACGACCCCAGACUGGACAAACUGUGGAAUAAGGCUAAGAGUUCCGGUAAGUUCUCCGAGGAGGAGAUGCAGAGUCUGAAGAGGGAGUUCCAACACCACAAGGACAAGAUCAGCGAGUAUAACAUCGUCAUGGAUACCGUCAGCCGCACGGAGGGAGGAACUGAAGCACUUUGAGACCAAGGUAGAGAAGCACAGCCACUACCAGGAACAGUUGGAGUUAUCCCACCAGAAGCUGAGACAUGUAGAAGCUCUAGGAGACAACGACCACAUUCUGAGAAACCAGGAGAGAUACAAUAACCUGGCAGAGAAGACCAGAGAGAUGGGAUACAAGAUGAAGAAGCACAUGCAGGAUUUAAACAGCAAGAUCUCCCGUAAAGGCUGACCGUAACGAACUGUAACCGACUCCUCAGACGUGGCUCUGGGGGCGACAACAGAAGGCCGUGUGUUUUCAACAUUACGACUGGUGUUCCUCAACAACAAAUGAAGUCUGCUUCCUGUUUUCUUGCCACAGUGCUUCAGAGUAUGACACAACGCUGGUGUCAUGACAACCCUACGAUGUACUGCUAAUCUGCCUGUCCACACACACACACACUCUCUCUCUCUUUUAACACACACACACACACACUCUCUUUUAACACACACACAACUUCCGUCCACAUUGCUCUUUUGUAGACCACUUUAAAGAAAUCAGUGUUUUUCCAUGUAAAUCUAAUUUGUGAUUAUGUUCCAUUUUAAUAAUGAUGAGCCUGUCUGUAUCUCAAAUAGCACCCUAUUCCCUACAUAGUGCACUACUUUGGACCAGGGCCCUAUGGAAGUAGUGCACUAUGUAGGGAAUAGGGUGCCAUUUGGGAAGGAAUGUGUUUUUUAGUGUCCUGGGUGCCACUACUGGUUAUGUGUAAAUAUGUGUAUAUGCUUAUUGUAGGUACAUCUGAUUGUCAGUGUACCAAAUGGUACCCUAUUGCCUAUAUAGUGCACUACUUUUGACCAGAACCUCAUAUGUUCUUAUUCAAACACGUAAUAACUUUGACUAACAGUUUUAUUAUGAAAGUAUUUGAGAUAACCACAUAUUACCACCAUCAAAACCUUCUGGGGAAAUAGCUGCUAACAGCGAGACUACAUCACCAUAGAAGCGCAUUGUAUCAGUGGAUUUGACUAUCACCAUAGUAACACCUAGUAACAAUGGAUUUGACUAUAUCACCAUAGUAACACCUAGCAUCAAUGGAUUUGACUAUAUCACCCUAGUAACAAUGGAUUUGACUAUAUCACCAUAGUAAACCCGAGCAUCAAUGGAUUUGACUAUCACCAUAGUAACACCUAGCAUCAAUGGAUUUGACUACAUCACCAUAGUAACACCUAGCAUCAAUGGAUUUGACUACAUCACCAUAGUAACACCUAGCAUCAAUGGAUUUGACUACAUCACCAUAGUAACACAAUAUCAAUGGUAUU
Molecule: messenger RNA, 1814 nt
Organism: Salvelinus sp. IW2-2015
Lineage: Eukaryota; Metazoa; Chordata; Actinopteri; Salmoniformes; Salmonidae
Source: RefSeq, a predicted model, not a curated record